ACUGCAAAACGUGUGGACUAGGCAUAAUCAGAGUUCUUUGUAACAUGAGGGCGAUGCUCAAAUUUUUCAUCAUGAUGGGAGUCUUGAUGGGAGCACAAUCAUGGCGUGGACAACAACCACAGGAGCCGGAAAAAAUCCCGUGUUUCGAACAAUUCGCCAGAAAGGUUUGGAACGGCUGCAGCAGAGAACAAAAGUGGUUGGAAAACGAUUGCUGGUCGAAAGGGACCGGCGAACCGGACUACUGCGAUACGCACCUCCAGACCUCAAAUGAUCUAUACGACCUAUAUGAAUGCGCUAUUAAAGAACAGGAAUGGUUCACCAGUGGCCUGAAGGAAUCAGACGACAUUGAAAACAUUGCAAUGGAAUUCGAAUCAUUUGCUAAUGAAAUGGGCGAACAUGUCCAAACGAAAGUUUACAAAGCUGCAAAAGAAUGUGCGAAAGAGGGAUGGGCGUUCGGUGAUGAUCGGCAAACCAGAAUCUUGCAUUUUACAGAUUGCUGGAUUGGUGUGGAGAAAAAUCGCAAGUUACACGAAGAGGCAUUUUGCAAAACUGUUGCUUAAUAGUAUUUCAUGUUUUUCUUUUAUUUGGUCAUUGUCACUGUAGCGGCACGUGUCUUUAUGGGAUCCUAAGAAUGUCGGAAAUUCUUAAGAAUAAAAUUGUACUUCAUGAUUGCUGAAAAUUUUCACGCACUUUUGCUUCAGUUAUUCCCGCACUUUUUCUAAUACUCUGAAGAAUAUGGUAAACCUUUUCCAUAUUUCCUCAGGAAUUAAAUGCAAUUGGAUUCAGGAGACUAGGUUCUUUAGUUUAUUUAUAGAAAUUCUCAAAAUACUAAAAUUGAUGUCAAUGUUUGCAUGGAAGGUUUAUGAUGUAAGCUCGUGAUUGUAAUGCUUGAGAAGGUAUGAGGAAGGUAGUCGUUAGAAAGGAAUUAUUACACGGAGA
Diachasma alloeum is the source of this 939-nucleotide messenger RNA. RefSeq lists its product as uncharacterized. The transcript has 4 exons. NCBI's taxonomy places the organism in Eukaryota, Metazoa, Arthropoda, Insecta, Hymenoptera, Braconidae. Bases 45 to 560 code for a protein of 171 amino acids. The record is from RefSeq and is a predicted model, not a curated record.